AUGUCUGGGUAUGAACUCGUCUCUCAAUUCACUGAAGAUGCGUUCGCUAAAGACGAUCGAGUGUGCGAACGUCCCGCCUGCGGCUCCAAGAUCUUGAAGGGUGACCCCUGUUUUUACGUGGCCACUGUGGACCCAGGAACACCAGGACGUUAUGUCUGUGGUCCUUGUCACAGACGAUAUCAGGGCAAGUUAGCUACAACAGUGAGACCCCGCCGUGAGUUGCCAGAUCCGCACAUCAUCCGGCAGUCUGUGAACGCUGCACAGAGAAAGUCGACGAUCAAUCCACCACCCGUUGUGGCUAUGGCUCACAUUGCACGCCCCAUGCCAGGUCCCAGUGUCAACAUUCCAUCAACGUGGCAACGCCCACAGCACCCAUUUCAGGCCCGACCCACCGGUCCAUUUCCUCAGGCUACUAUGGGCACUCCGGCCUCUGGUUAUUCUGAGCACCAUGCUAGUUAUGGAUCCGAACGCAAACGCUGGGCCAAGAUCUCGGCUAGACUCCCACUUCCUGUGCCACCAGCGCAGACCAUAUCUCUGGAGAUUUCAGCUGUGCACGAGGGCGGCACCCGACGGAAGGGUAGUCGUGGCAUCACUAUUGGAAAUAUUUGCGAGGGUAUGAAAGAUAUCGAUGCUUGUGUUGAUGCACCCGGACUUAUAGCGAUCGCUCUCGAUACCAUGCUGCCAAAGAUUGUGGCCUUUUGCUCCGGGUUUAACUGGCGUGAUGAAGAGUUUGUUGUCCGGGAUGCGAAAUGGGUAGAUCUCUCAAAGCGCCCAGCUGGAGAACCGUAUUUUCUCUCGCAGUGCUUGCAAGCAGGUCGCAAAGACUCAAAGGUAAUGAUAUUCAAGACAAAGCAAUUCGCCUUAAUGGUAGUCGCACCUCGGGCACGGUGGCUAGAAUAUGAAGACUGGGCAGAACGCCUUACAGAAGAUGGUGGUAGCAUUCGCAUAGUCCAAAGUACUGUGGUCGACGAAGACUGGGCGGAACAGCUUGUAGAGGAUGGUGAUAGCACCCGUAUAGUUCAAAGUGCUGUGGUUGACGAAGACUUAGCGGAGGAACUUAUAGAGGAUGUGGGCAGUGGCAGCCGCAUAAUGCAAAGCGCUGCGGUCAAGGAUACAGCUCGGGCCAAAUCUGUGCUGGCAACUGAGACUCGCAUGGCAGUACUGGCAGGCUAUGCUGUCAUAUUUAUGCAUAACCAUGGCUAA
This is a messenger RNA of Suillus plorans, 1203 nucleotides long. RefSeq lists its product as uncharacterized. The transcript is spliced from 5 exons. Lineage: Eukaryota; Fungi; Basidiomycota; Agaricomycetes; Boletales; Suillaceae. The coding region runs from base 1 to 1203 and encodes 400 amino acids. The record is from RefSeq and is a predicted model, not a curated record.